UUGAAAAGCAAAUAUUCUUCGAUCGCGAGGCAAGAACAUUGCUCGUCGUUGCUGGUGCUUAAUAUAAAAGAAAAAAAAAAGAGCUAGAAAAUCGUGAAGCGCUUUCAGUUUAGUUUAAAAUAAAAUACGAAUUAUUUAAUUAUUAAUAAAAGGAAAUCGUUAUUGAAAUUAAACCAAAGACGUCGUAUUAGAAGUAAAAAUGUUUUUCCUAAUAUUCUAUGUCAUAUCUGGAAUAUUCCUGGUAGCAACAGUCACAUCCUAUGCUAUAAUCAUUUUUAGCUGUCAGAAAAAAGCUAAUCUCAGAAUCGAGAGCGAGAAUUCAAUAAAAGCCAAACGCAAACUUCUACAAGCACCUGGUCCACGUCCUUGGCCGAUAAUCGGAAAUUUAGAUAUAAUUGGACAAUUUAACAAUCCGUUCCAAGGCUUUGGAGCAUUGACAAAGAAUUAUGGCGAUAUUUACAGUUUAACACUAGGACAUACGCGCUGCCUUGUCGUCAAUAACUUGGAUUUAAUAAAAGAGGUCCUUAAUAAGAACGGAAAGUUCUUUGGUGGGAGACCAGAAUUUCUGCGUUACCACAAACUUUUCGGUGGCGAUCGCAAUAACUCUCUUGCUCUUUGCGACUGGUCACAGUUGCAACAGAAACGCCGGAACUUAGCCCGACGACACUGCUCUCCGCGUUCGUCAUCCUCGUAUUUCGCAAAAAUGUCCCAAAUCGGAUGCAAUGAAAUAACAAACUUACUGGAUAACUUAAAAGCAUCUGUAGAGCCUGGUAAACCCUUUGAUUUGAAGCUAGUUAUACUUAAGGCAUGCGCUAAUAUGUUUAGUCAAUACAUGUGUUCCAUGCGCUUUGAUUAUGAGGACAAGGAAUUUGAACAAGUCGUGCAGUUUUUUGAUGAAAUCUUUUGGGAAAUAAACCAAGGACAUCCAUUAGAUUUCUUGCCAUGGCUCUUACCAUUUUACAGCAAACACACGAAAAAGAUAUGCCACUGGUCCACCACAAUUCGAAAAUUUAUUUUGGAACGAGUUAUAAAUAGAAGAGAAAUCAAUAUCGAUUUAGAUGAACCCGAUGUCGACUUUACAGAUGCACUCCUGAAGAGUCUCAUUGAAAAUAAGAACGUGUCGCGCAAUACGAUUAUUUUCAUGCUGGAAGAUUUUAUUGGAGGUCACUCAGCAGUCGGAAACUUAGUCAUGCUAUCUCUCGCCUAUAUUGCCAAGGAUCCUGAGAUUGCCAAGAGAAUUCAAUGCGAAGUCGAUUACGUGUCCAAAAACAGUCAAAAAAGUAUUAACUUGCACGAUAUGGAUAAAAUGCCCUAUACCAUGGCCACAAUAUUCGAAGUCCUACGUUACUCGUCGUCUCCGAUCGUACCCCAUGUAGCCACCGAGGAUACGCAAAUAUCAGAUUUUGGUGUUACUACAGGCACCAUUGUUUUCAUUAAUAACUAUGUGCUCAACACGAGCCCGAAGUACUGGAAGGAUCCCGAUCAAUUUCAACCCGAAAGGUUUUUGGAAGAGAGAGCGAACACACCGUCAACUCCGCCUAUAUUUCAUGGAAAGCGAAGGUGCUCCGAAGAAUCCGAUUCAGGUAUUGAGUUCGAAAAGGACGUGAAAAUAUACAAUUCAUCUAAUGAAAAUCCAUAUACAAAUAAACCUAUUCAACAAGAUACUACUAAAAUGGAUUCCGGACCUAUCAAAUUGCAGCUUAAAAAAAAUAUUCCACACUUUUUGCCCUUUAGCAUUGGCAAACGCACGUGCAUAGGACAAAAUUUGGUGCGCGGAUUCGGAUUCAUUUUGCUGGCCAACAUUUUACAAAACUAUAAUAUCAAUUGUAGUAAUCUUGAGACGAUAAAGAUAAAGCCAGCGAGUGUAGCACUCCCUGCAACUUGCUUUCCAUUAGUACUGACUCCAAGAGCAUAAUGUUCGAAUUAAUGAUUAUAAAAAUGGUUGAAAUGGUUGUAUCACUAAAUUUUAUUAAAUAUUAGAUUCCAAUCGCGUAGCCUAUGUAGAUAGAUAUAUUAGAAACUCAAUAUAAUCAAACUUUAUAAUUGGAUAUAUUGAACAUUUCUUUUAAUAAUAACAAUAAAACAAUAAUUUAUUAAACAUUCAAGUAAUUCUCAUAAAUAUAUCAUUAGUCGAUACACAUAGCGACAUCACGUCUUUAGGCAACUACUACUAUAUAUAAAUAAAUAAUAUCAAUAUUUAUACUUUAUCCAUAUACAUAUAUAUAUAUUUGAAAAGUGUCUGGAAAAUUCAAGUCUCAAUGAUUAAAGAAAAAUGGUUUCUUAUAUGUAUUAUAUUUUGUCUACAUAUUGAAUCUCUAAGUACUCUUAAAAAAUAUAACAUAUCUUAGUUCCUUAAAUCGUGUCCAUGCGCAGAUACAACAAUAAGAGUUCUUCGAAAGACUGAAAACGUGUAAUUAUUUAUGCUUUUAAGUAUUUAAUUAGUAUACUAAUAAAAUGUAUUGGAACCCUAUCACUUUUA
Messenger RNA from Drosophila mojavensis, 2479 nucleotides. Its product is annotated as cytochrome P450 307a1. The transcript is spliced from 2 exons. NCBI's taxonomy places the organism in Eukaryota, Metazoa, Arthropoda, Insecta, Diptera, Drosophilidae. Gene Ontology annotation, molecular function: heme binding; monooxygenase activity; oxidoreductase activity, acting on paired donors, with incorporation or reduction of molecular oxygen. Bases 200 to 1915 code for a protein of 571 amino acids. The record is from RefSeq and is a predicted model, not a curated record.